AUGCCGACUAUCGAAUUCGAGUCCAUCGAGUGGGAGGAGGUCGGCCGUCUUCUCUGUGUGACUUGUGACGUGAAGGCGAAACUGGCCGAAGAAUUGUCAAAUGGCAAACGGUUCUCACUUACGAUCGACGAGUAUACGUCCCUGAAAAACCGUCGCUAUAUGAGCGUGACUGUCCACUGCGAAGGUAACAUGUGGGGUCUCGGUGUCGCGCGUUGUCACGGAUCGAUGCCAGCAGAGAAAUGUCUGGAUCUUCUGCAGGGCAAGCUGGCAGAAUUUGGCCUUGAACUCAGUAAGCACGUCACCUGCGUCACAACCGACGGAGCUUCGGUGAUGGUGAAAUUCGGGAAGUCACUGCCAUGUGAGCACCAACUCUGCUUCGCACACGGUGUUCACCUCGCCGUUGUCGACGCUCUGUACUCGGGUGACGCCGGGCAGACCUCUGAACAAGCAGAUGACGACCGUGGUGGUGGUGGACCUAACCAGGUGAACUCGUCAGAUGAAUCCGACGGUGAUGACGAGGAUGAGGACGACAACGUGGAAGAAAACACUACACUGAAAACAAUUUAA
Molecule: messenger RNA, 567 nt
Organism: Amphibalanus amphitrite
Lineage: Eukaryota; Metazoa; Arthropoda; Thecostraca; Balanomorpha; Balanidae
Exons: 3
Coding region: 1-567 (188 amino acids)
Source: RefSeq, a predicted model, not a curated record